AUGUUUCUGGUUCCUUACAUGUUUGCAUGCACGCACAUCCAGACUGCUCCAUUUCUCGAAAAUGGUGUCAUCAAGCUCCCACACUCCCUCCUUGUGUUUUUGCGUUUGCCGCUGUUCAAGAAAGUUGGUGUUUCAGUCGGAGCUGACUUCAAGCGGCUGCAGAAUGACUGGAUGCAUCAUGGCACAGCAUUGGAUGAACUGUUUGCAGGACACGUGGAGCUGGGAGCAAUGGCUAAGGAGCGUGGUGCUACUGUGAAGAGGACUGUGGGGCUUGCCGAACUCGUCGGAAUACUUCUCGGCAGGCACCUACCAAAGGACCCCCAAGUCCAUGUUAGCCCUUGGUGGGCUGAUGCUGUGCUCCCCCAGGAGUACAUCAACUAUGCUGUGCUCGAUGUCUAUGCUGUCUCCCAGGUGCAUUUACAGCUCGUGGGGAUGGACAUUGCUCAGCCUGUUGUGGCCACCACCCCUAGUGGGACUGCAAUUGCACUCCUGGCACCUGAUGGACAGGAGGUGGCUCACGGAAUUGUGGCCCUUGAACAUCCUCCUGCCCUCGAUGGUGUUGUCGUGUCACCAAAACGAGUUGUGAUGACAGUUUCUAAAGUGCUCGUGCCAUCUUUCCUGCUUCCUGCUCGCCUACAGAAAGCAAAGCAGGCAAAAUCACUUGCGUCAUUCAGCACUCUUGUCCUGAAUGAGGAUGAGUUGAUGGUGAUUUGGAGACCAGCCCUGAACAGACUAUCGAGGGCUCCUUGCGAGAUACAGCUGCAGAAGCUGCACUUGUAG
This is a messenger RNA of Suillus fuscotomentosus, 780 nucleotides long. RefSeq lists its product as uncharacterized. Gene Ontology annotation, biological process: nucleobase-containing compound metabolic process. Bases 1 to 780 code for a protein of 259 amino acids. Gene Ontology annotation, molecular function: 3'-5' exonuclease activity; nucleic acid binding. The transcript has a single exon. NCBI's taxonomy places the organism in Eukaryota, Fungi, Basidiomycota, Agaricomycetes, Boletales, Suillaceae. The record is from RefSeq and is a predicted model, not a curated record.